Messenger RNA from Musa acuminata subsp. malaccensis (wild Malaysian banana), 1645 nucleotides. The record is from RefSeq and is a predicted model, not a curated record. NCBI's taxonomy places the organism in Eukaryota, Viridiplantae, Streptophyta, Magnoliopsida, Zingiberales, Musaceae.
AUUUCUUCCGUCGGCGAUCGACGAUCGACUUAUUUCGCUCGCGUCCUCCGAUCCGAUCCUUUUCUCUCUCUCUCUCUCUCGGCCUCUGCCCUCCUCUUCUUGUGGUAGUGCCUCUCUACUUGACUCCACACACUGCCGCCAGAUCUCCUCCAGCCCGAGCCGCGACCUCUCCCAAUUGAUCCGCCGUCCUCCGAACGCCGUCGCAUGAGCCGCCACCCCUGCAACCGGAUCUAGCGGCGCGGGGCGCCGCCCGCGGAUGAGCUGCGCCGUCGCCGACACGGGCCGUCUCCGGGAACCGACGGCGGGUAACUCGCGGUAGUGGGGGACCGGUCCCGGCUAGGGUUUCUUUUUCUUUUAUCUCUCUGAGCCAGCUCGGAAUGGCGCCCGCCGACACGGCGUCCGCGGGGAGUUGGGUCGAGUCGUACACCGGCAUGUCCUCCGAUAACAUCAAGGGUUUGGUUCUCGCGCUCUCCUCGAGCUUCUUUAUCGGUGCCAGUUUUAUAGUCAAGAAGAAGGGGUUGAAGAAGGCCGGCGCUUCCGGAGUUAGAGCAGUGCUGUUCUUGCACAUAUCAUUCUACGGGAGAGGCUGCAUAUCUUUGGCAUCCUUGGUUGUGCUCUUUGUGUUGUGGGAUCAACAACAAUUGUUCUACAUGCCCCUCAGGAGCGUGAGAUUGAGUCUGUGACGGAAGUCUGGGAUUUGGCAACUGAACCAGCUUUUCUAUUCUAUGCAGCAACAGUGCUUCUUGCAGCUUUUAUACUCAUAUUUCAUUUCGUUCCCAAGUAUGGGCAAACACAUAUUAUGGUUUACAUUGGUGUUUGCUCUCUUGUGGGGUCUCUCUCGGUUAUGAGUGUGAAAGCUCUUGGAAUAGCUCUCAAGUUGACAUUUUCAGGAAUGAACCAGUUGGCUUAUUCCCAAACUUGGGUGUUCACAAUCAUAGUCAUUGUUUGUAUCCUUACCCAGAUGAACUAUUUGAACAAAGCUCUUGAUACAUUCAAUACAGCAGUAGUAUCACCGAUAUACUAUGUGAUGUUUACAUCAUUGACGAUUUUGGCUAGUGUGAUUAUGUUCAAGGACUGGGAUCGUCAAAAUCCCACCCAGAUUGUCACAGAGAUGUGUGGCUUUGUCACAAUUCUUUCUGGGACAUUUCUGCUCCACAGGACCAAGGACAUGGCUGAUGGUCUAUCGUCAUCUAUGUCUGGGCGCCUACCAAAACACACUGACGAGGAUGGCUAUUCUUUGGAAGGCAUUCCUCUGAGGUCUCAGGAUUCGUUUCGGUUGCCAUGAGAUGUUGUGGUGGCCUCUUUCUCCGUCCAUUUUACAUGAACUAGACUUUCCCUGCAUCACGACUUACUGUACCAAGACAAAGCCUGCAUUCUUUCUUUACAGAAAGCUUUGUAUAUCUUUUUUCUAGGCCCCUUAAAGCAUAGGUUCAAUCCCCAUAUGUGAGAGACACCGUUGACAUGCAUUCGGGGAAAUCGCAUUUUGGUAUAUAUGUAGUGUGCCUUCCAAUGGGCGAGACAAUGUGUCUUGCGACAGUGCAGAAACAAACGACACUGAUUUCAUGAGUUGAGCCCUCAUAGCGGAAAAAUAACUGGUUUUCAAAUGAUGAGAAGAUAUCGUUUAUAUUGAUAGCUGCUAUUUUGA